Messenger RNA from Penaeus indicus, 2355 nucleotides. RefSeq names its product solute carrier family 28 member 3-like. Lineage: Eukaryota; Metazoa; Arthropoda; Malacostraca; Decapoda; Penaeidae. The record is from RefSeq and is a predicted model, not a curated record. Bases 65 to 1699 code for a protein of 544 amino acids. The transcript is spliced from 12 exons. Gene Ontology annotation, molecular function: nucleoside:sodium symporter activity. Gene Ontology annotation, biological process: nucleoside transmembrane transport. Gene Ontology annotation, cellular component: plasma membrane.
GGAAACCGGCUUGCCUGCAGCAGAGAAAACGGCGGGGAGUAGGGGAGACUACAGUUUGUUUUCCAUGUUGCCGAAAUCGGAACAAAUCCGUGGCUUUAUCAAUGAUCGACUGCCUGUAAAGGAGAUGUCGAACAAGAAGCACGUGCUGCUGAGUAUCGUGCUGGGCGGGGCGUACAUCCUUUACUUUGCGUCCGUCAUGGUCAUCAAAACUAAAAUCGAGGAUACGGAUUACUGGUGUGAUGCAGACGGUUUACUUAUCAUUCUGACAACACUGGUGGGAUUAGGACUCCUGUAUUUUAAGGUACUCAAACCUCUACUAGGCAAGAAAUUCACAGAAGCCGUCGUCAAACCGUGCAGUCGAAUACUCAGUCCAUUCAUACACAGUCGGUUCGCAAGACUUAUCGGGUACUUGCUGGUGGCGGCGGUGAUCGUCGUGGUGGUGGUGGUCGACUCCUGGAACGACCAAAUACGAAUGCAGAGCCUCCUUGGCAUGGUCGUGCUGCUGCUGCUCGGUUUCCUCUUCUCGGCGGCGCCGCGGAAGGUGCGAUGGCGCCACGUGGCCUGGGGGAUGGCGCUGCAGUUCCUCCUGGGCCUGCUGAUCCUGCGCUGGUCCGUAGGGCGCGCCGUGUUCCAGUGCGUGGCCGGGAAGGUGACCACGUUCCUCGCCUUCACCGACGAGGGGUCCAGCUUCGUAUUCGGAGAGCUCGUGUCCGAAAAGGGGAUCUUCGCUUUUUCGGUGCUCUCAGUGAUCCUGUUCUUCAGUUUCUGUGUGCAAAUCCUGUACUACUGGGGCGUCAUGCAGUGGGUCGUCAUCAAGUUAGGCUGGGUCCUGCAGGUCACCAUCGGCACCACCGCCUGCGAGAGUGUCAACGCCGCUGCCAACAUCUUCCUCAGCCAGACCGAAGCCCCCCUGCUAAUCAAGCCGUACCUGCCGCUUAUGACCAAGUCGGAGCUGCACGCUGUCAUGACGGGCGGCUUCGCUACCAUCGCCGGCUCCGUCCUGGCCGCCUACAUCUCCUUCGGCGUCGACCCCGCCCACCUCAUCUCCGCCUCCGUCAUGAGCGCCCCCGCCGCACUUGCCUACGCUAAGCUCUUCUACCCGGAGACUGAGGAGUCGAGGACGACCACCAGUGACAUCCAAAUCGAGAAAGGUGAGGAGACGAACUGGCUGCACGCCGCCAUGGUGGGUGUGACCAACGCCAUCCCGCUCGUGGCCAACAUCGCCGCCAACCUCAUCGCCUUCUACGCCUUCAUCGCCCUCUGCAGCCACGUCUUUGACUGGACCUGCGUGCUAGCCGGCGCCGAGGAGGGCCAGUGCUCGCUCGAGUCAUUGUUCGGGUGGAUCUUCAUGCCUCUGGCGUGGUUGAUGGGCGUGCAGUGGGCGGAGUGCGACAAGGUGGGCGAGCUGGUGGCGCUCAAGACGAUCGUGAACGAGUUUGUGGCUUAUGCGCGGCUGGAGGAGAUGCUCGAGGCUGGGGAGCUCUCGAAACGCGCCGAGAUCAUCGCUACGUACGCCCUGUGCGGCUUCAGCAACUUCAGCUCCAUCGGCAUCAACCUGGGCGGCUUCGGCGCCAUGGCCCCCGAGAGGAAGGCCGACCUCGCCAAGGUCGUCGUGAGGGCCAUGAUUGCCGGAAGCGCGGCCUGCUUCCUCACUGCCUGCGUAGCCGGAACACUUAUCAGCGACCUUCCCGAGAACUAAAGCAGACGAAACAAGGGCUCUUGUGCUUAAAAAAAAAAAACGACAAUGCUCUUAGGCAGCUGCAGACAAUUGUUGAUAGUUUCUACAGGGAAGAUUUUUUUUCUCAUAACAUAAAACAAACUAUUAUUAUUGUUAACAUUAUCAUUAAAGAUGAUGUGGCUAUUAUUUUCAAUUUACUGUUAUUAAUUCAUCUUAUUGUUACUGUAGUGAAAUAGGUGUUUACUUAAUCAGUAAUCAAUGGCUUCUCUAGGGAGUAACUAAGAUCAGACCCUGUAUUGUUAGUUAGCUUAGUUAGUUAGUUAGCGCACUCGUCCGAAUACGUCCGAAUUCCCCGUCUCGCCUUUCUUAGGAAUUGAGGGUCAAUCUGAUGGUCGCACUUUUGUAACUUUAGAGUUGGUUCUUCUUUUUUUCUUCUCUUAUAGGUUUUUAGACUCUUGGGGGCAUUUCCUUCAGGAGGAAUGCCCGGGAAACGGUAGGAGGGAUUAUCGCGUGAGAGGGGGAGCAUCGGGUCGGACGGGCGCGACGAGUAACACGUGGGCUGAAUAGCAAGGGCUCAGAGGUGUAUCCCGUGUUGACAGGAGGGCUUAGUGUUGACUGUGAACUAUUGUUUUUGUACGAGAUAUUGUGGCCUGAUCUCAAUAAAGCCUCUUAAUGAA